CGCCCGCCCGCUCGCUAACAUGGCGGCGCCCAGAGGCGGCGGGCGGCGGUCGCUGCCGGUGCCGGUGCCGGUGGUGGUGGCCGCCGCGCUGGCGGCGCUCGGCGCCGGGGGCCCCCCCGGAGACCCUCUGCUGCAGCCCUAUUUCCCCGCCCGACACGGCCCUCGGCACCACCACAGGCACGUUCGGGACUGUCAGCCCCUCAAGUACGGCAACGUGACCCACGAAGCUUGGCCCAGUGACAACGGGACGGGCGGCCCGGUGGCUACCACCAGAACGUUUGUUUCUUACAUCCCCCCCGAGGGAAAGGACCGCAAGGUGGUCUAUGGUCACUUCACUUUUGUGAGGAACCCCCUGAGGACCUUCUCUGUGCUGGAGCCGGGCGGCGCGGGAGGCUGCCGGGCUCACCGCAGAGCCCCCGUGGAAGAGACGGCAAAGCUCGGGAAGUGUCUGGUGGCCCAGAACGGCGGGUACUUUGACAUGGGAACCGGAGAGUGUCUUGGGAAUGUUGUGAGCGACGGAAAGCUGGUGAGGAACUCUGGAGGCCUGCAAAACGCUCAGUUUGGCAUCCGGAAGGAUGGUACCAUGGUGUUUGGGUACCUGUCUGAGGAAGAUGUCUUGGAUCAAGCAAACCCUUUUAUGCAGCUCGUGAGUGGGGUAGUUUGGCUCCUAAGAAAUGGAGAAGUGUACAUCAGCCAGAGUCAAAUGGCUGAGUGUGAUGAAAUUCAAACCACAGGAACCUUUGACAAGUUCAUCAAUGUGAUAUCAGCCAGGACUGCGGUUGGACACGACAGGCAGGGGCAGCUGGUCUUGGUUCAUGUGGAUGGACAGACAGAAUCCAGAGGGGUCAACCUCUGGGAAAUGGCUGAAUUUCUGAAGAAGCAGGGAAUCAUCAAUGCUAUCAACCUGGAUGGUGGAGGGUCUGCGACGCUGGUCUUAAACGGGACCCUCGCAAGCUACCCGUCGGAGCACUGCUCCUUUGACAACAUGUGGCGUUGCCCUCGGAGCAUCUCAACCAUCCUGUGUAUCCACGAGCCUGCCUGCGAGCCUGCAGACUGCGGCGGUCACGGGGACUGCGUGGAAGGGGAGUGCCGCUGCGCCGGGGAUUUUUGGAGAGGUCCAGCCUGCGACGCCUUGGACUGCGGCCCUGCCAACUGCAGCCUGCGCGGCGUCUGCACCGCCUCUGGAUGCCUGUGUGACGCUGGCUGGACGGGCAGCAACUGCAGUGAAGCUUGUGCCAGCGGUUUCUAUGGGGUUGCCUGCGCUCAGAAAUGCCAGUGCCAGAACGGUGGCUUGUGUGACCCCGUGCAUGGAGCCUGUUCCUGCCCGGCUGGGUACUAUGGCACCACCUGUGAGCAAGAGUGUCCCAUGGGCUGGUAUGGGCCCAACUGCCAGAAACGGUGUGCGUGUGAACACACGUGUCCCUGCGAGCGGGAGACGGGCAGCUGCAACGUCACCUACGACUGGGCAGUACAGAACCAGUUAAACCAAGCUGGGCGGUGUUUGGCUUCCCAGAAUAAGGGAAGGAGCAAAGAAAAAUUCUCUCUGUCAGAAAAAACCUGCAUCUCCCUGACCUCUGUCUUGGCUCUGCUUCUGGCGCUUAGCGCCGUGGGAAACGUAGGCCUUUUUCUCAAGGCCAGGUCCGAGAGGCACCACGAGAGCGGGGAUUACCUCUACCACCCCCUGAGGGAGAUGAAUGGGGAAGCCAGUCACACCUCCACAUCUGCUGCCUGCGAGACAGAAGAUAUUCAGGACCAAAGUCAAGCACUCCUUUAGCGUCCAGGAUGGGGAGAGGUGAGCUCCCGGGAGCCGGUGUGGGCUCGGCCACCGAGGGACGAGACCCCGGCAGCGGCCCCUCCCUCCCUCCGGCCAGAGCUGCCCUUCCCUCAGCGGCGGGUCAGUACCUACUUGAAGCAACCCAAGAUCCUCAACGUCUCGGCUGGAAGGGAGACGUUUUACUAUAAUACAUCCUUGCACAAUGCAUUGUAAAAAAAAAAAAAAAAACCCCACCACAUUUGAAUUUGCUUCCAUGUGAGGGAAAUCUAGCCUUUAACACGCUACUUUAAUGCUGCAAAGAGGGGGUGAAAGCCUGUCUGAGCCUGAAUAUUAACAUUUUUAUGCACUCUGUUUUUAUCUCUCCAUGUAAAGGAUAUGUAAUUUUUGUGCUGCGGUUGGCAUCAAAUCACCCUGUAAACAGAAGAUUCUAUUUUUCUAUUAUUUACAGAAGACAAUUUGAAACUUUAAUAAAGUCUAUUAGUGAUAA
Molecule: messenger RNA, 2261 nt
Organism: Tyto alba (common barn owl)
Lineage: Eukaryota; Metazoa; Chordata; Aves; Strigiformes; Tytonidae
Gene: NAGPA
Product: N-acetylglucosamine-1-phosphodiester alpha-N-acetylglucosaminidase
Exons: 12
Coding region: 20-1774 (584 amino acids)
Source: RefSeq, a predicted model, not a curated record